Molecule: messenger RNA, 457 nt
Organism: Galeopterus variegatus (Sunda flying lemur)
Lineage: Eukaryota; Metazoa; Chordata; Mammalia; Dermoptera; Cynocephalidae
Product: histone H4
Exons: 2
Coding region: 22-333 (103 amino acids)
Biological process (GO): nucleosome assembly
Cellular component (GO): nucleosome
Molecular function (GO): protein heterodimerization activity; DNA binding; structural constituent of chromatin
Source: RefSeq, a predicted model, not a curated record
ACACUCACUGCUUUAACAGCCAUGUCUGGUCGUGGUAAAGGAGGGAAAGGCUUGGGGAAGGGCGGCGCUAAGCGCCACCGCAAGGUCCUGCGCGACAACAUCCAGGGCAUCACCAAGCCCGCCAUCCGGCGCCUGGCCCGCCGCGGCGGCGUCAAGCGCAUCUCCGGCCUCAUCUACGAGGAGACUCGCGGGGUCCUCAAGGUGUUCCUGGAGAACGUGAUCCGCGACGCCGUCACCUACACGGAGCACGCCAAGCGCAAGACUGUCACCGCCAUGGACGUGGUCUAUGCGCUCAAGCGCCAGGGACGCACCCUCUACGGCUUCGGCGGCUGAAAGCUGAUGAAAAAUGACCCUGCAUACCAAAACGAUUUGAGAAAGCCGUCGAUUUGCAGCCAAAUUCAAGGGGAAGAACAAAACUUCGUCUUUUCCUUGUAAAUUUAAAAGUAAUUUUCAGCAA